AUUGAUCUAGAUCUUUGUGUCAAUAAGAAAAGAAACCGGGAAAGAUGAACCCAUGGCCUCAGAUUUCAUCUCUGCCAUUUCCUCAUUGUGUGAUCUUGAACAAUCCCCUUGACUCUUAUGUAUAAACUGGGUUAUCUAUAAACGGCAUAGUAACAGCACUUGUUUCAUAGGCUGUGAUGAUUAUUAAACAAGUACUCUGUCUAUGGCCCCUAGAACAAUGCCAUGUAAUUAAUAUUUGCUAAAUUGAUGCUUUGAUUUUCAAUGCUGCCAAUUUAAAACACUAUGGUACCAGCAAUGGAUAGACCAAAGAAAGUACAUGGACGUUGUGCUUUCCAGCCCGUAGGUCAUAAGUUUGCAUCCCCUGGCAGAGUGGUUAAGGGACAUGAACUUGGAAGCCCAGAUCUGCCACUCAUACCAUCCAGGUGACCUUGGGCAAGGGAGCUGCCCUGGGCAUCCGGGUUCCUGUCUAUAGUCCUGGGCCAAGGUCAGUGUGAGGAUUGCAGGGUAGUGUCUCCAACAGGCCUGGAGGAGCAGCUUACCUGCCCCUGCCCUCGGCUCCCUGCUGCAGAGGAGCCCCCAGGUGGUGUCACAGGAAGCAGUGGGGCUUCGAUUCUUCAGUUAACUGUCACCCUUCCCCCUCCCCCUCACCACAAACGCCAGGAUCUUCCAUGACAGGGCAGCCCCGAAAGCCUCCAGGGCCACACGAGGCUGCUUCUCUCUCUGUCUCCGACAGGUUGGCCGCUGGGCUUUGCUGGGUAGUGUCUGAGCAGAGGGUCUGCCUGGGCACGGUUGGGUCUGGGGUGGGAGCUGGGGUACAGGAGAAACAGAUCCCUGGGAAGGUGCACGUCGGAUGGAGUUCAGCCUCCCCCCCCCACCCCCCGAGGCAGCUCCCCUGGGCACCGCUCACCAAACCCCUUGGGCACCUGGAGGACAGACGGAUCAGGGGCACAAUGUGCGGGAGUGUCUGGCAGCAGAACCAAGGGGUCAGGGUUCGACAUGAGAACUCAGAUGUUCCUCCUCUGGAGCCCCAGCAACCCUCUUCUCCCCUCCUCACCCAGAUAACAGGCAUCGCCGUGCCCUUGGCCCCAUGGACCCCCCAAGGCAAUGCCCCUCCCCCAGCUCAUCAAGGCCCAUCAGCCCCAGGACCCCGUCCUGCGAGACGCUUGGUUAUGUGGGCAUCGAGGCCGUGCUGGACCAAAUGAAGAUCAAGGCCAUGAAGAUGGGUUUUGAGUUCAACAUCAUGGUGGUGGGGCAGAGUGGGCUGGGCAAAUCCACGAUGGUGAACACACUGUUCAAGUCCAAAAUAUGGAAGUCCACCCCCUCGGGUCUGGCGCUGGGGCCCAUUCCCCAGACACUGCAGCUGCACUCAGUGACCCAUGUCAUCGAGGAGAAAGGUGUGAAGCUCAAGCUGACCGUGACCGACACGCCUGGCUUUGGGGACCAAAUCAACAAUGACAAGUGGGGCCACUCCCCAAAGGACCCAGGGAGACAGGUGGGGCUCCCGGGCACAGCCCUGAGGUCGGCUCCAUCCCCCACCCCAGCUGGGACCCCAUCCUGGGCUACAUCAAUGGGCAGUACGAGCAGUACCUGCAGGAGGAGAUCCUCAUCACCCGCCAGCGCCACAUCCCCGACACCCGGGUGCACUGCUGUGUGUACUUCGUGGCGCCCACGGGGCACAGGUGAGGUGGCUGGGCAGACCAGGGCAGAGAGGAGGAGGAGGGGUUCCCGGCAUGGGCUGUGGGCUGGCAUCCCCUCACUCACACAUUUGCUGCUGCCACUGCCGCCACCACCACCGUCCUGCCUGAGCAGCCUGCGGCCCCUGGACAUUGAGUUCCUGCAGCGGCUCUGCCGGACUGUGAACGUGGUGCCCGUGAUCGCUCGGGCGGACAGCCUGACCAUGGAGGAGCGAGAGGACUUCAGGCGCAGGAUCCAGCACAACCUGAGGACUCACAGCAUCGAUGUGUACCCACAGGAAUGCUUCGAUGAGGACAUCAAUGAUAAGAUCCUCAACUGCAAGAUCCGGGAGCGGAUCCCCUUUGCUGUGGUCGGGGCUGACCGAGAGCACGUGGUGAACGGGAGGUGUGUGCUGGGCCGGAAGACAAAGUGGGGCAUCGUUGAAGUGGAGAACAUGAAGCACUGUGAGUUUCCCCUCCUGAGAGACCUGCUCAUCCGCUCCCACCUCCAAGACCUGAAGGACAUCACCCACAAUGUCCACUAUGAGAACUACCGUGUCGGCAGACUCAACGAAAGCCACAUGCUGCCCCGGGGGCCCGGCUGGGUGACCCUGGACCCGGCCCCUGCCAAUUCCCCGGCCCUCCCUGGGCCCUCAAAGGUGUGCCGAUGGGCCCAGGACACUCCCUCAGAGGAGUACUGAACACAGGCACCCCCUGGCCACUUGGGUUCCCCCCCGGGCCCAGCAGCCCCCAGCACACACCUGUGUACUAGGACAUGUAUUAAAGGUCGACAUUGCUUUUUAAGACAAGCUGUGCUUUGAAAACAAAAGGAGUUUUGUAAACAACUUCUUUUGAGCUAUCCU
Messenger RNA from Pipistrellus kuhlii (Kuhl's pipistrelle), 2536 nucleotides. RefSeq names its product septin 12 (gene SEPTIN12). The record is from RefSeq and is a predicted model, not a curated record. The coding region runs from base 1088 to 2374 and encodes 428 amino acids. The transcript has 8 exons. NCBI's taxonomy places the organism in Eukaryota, Metazoa, Chordata, Mammalia, Chiroptera, Vespertilionidae. Gene Ontology annotation, molecular function: GTP binding; GTPase activity; molecular adaptor activity. Gene Ontology annotation, cellular component: microtubule cytoskeleton; septin complex; cell division site. Gene Ontology annotation, biological process: cytoskeleton-dependent cytokinesis.